Frieseomelitta varia is the source of this 1460-nucleotide messenger RNA. RefSeq lists its product as uncharacterized. Gene Ontology annotation, biological process: sensory perception of smell; detection of chemical stimulus involved in sensory perception of smell. Gene Ontology annotation, molecular function: olfactory receptor activity; odorant binding. The coding region runs from base 150 to 1274 and encodes 374 amino acids. The record is from RefSeq and is a predicted model, not a curated record. Gene Ontology annotation, cellular component: plasma membrane. The transcript is spliced from 6 exons. NCBI's taxonomy places the organism in Eukaryota, Metazoa, Arthropoda, Insecta, Hymenoptera, Apidae.
UUAUUUUAUACAGAUUCCACAUCAAUGAAGCUUCAGUUGUUUCCGCAGCAAUGUAACAAUGCUCUCGCGCUCAACAAUCUGCACACAUCGUUCUACCGCACCGAUUAAACUUCAUUUCGUUCGUAGGCAACGAACAGUUUCUCAAAAUUAUGAUGAAGCAACUAACACCGGAGAAAGCUAUCGAUAUCGUUUGGUUUGGCGUAGUUCUAUCUUUUUGUUGGCCGCUUCCUAGUAGCAGCAGCAUAGCACGAAUCGUUUGCUACAAAAUUCUGCAACUCUGUAGUGUUAUCAGUGCUUGCACGGUGCUCCUGGCUCUGAUGUAUUCGAUUUAUUUGCAUUCAGACGAUAUACUCAUUGUUUCCGAAUGCAUCUGCCUAUUUAUAGGUAUAAGCCAACUUGUGAUUCAGACCACCAUAUGUAUGAUCAAUCACGAUUCCCUACAAUACGUGGUCGAGGAGAUGUUGAACUGUGUUAAAGAGGCGCAACAAUAUGAAAAGGAAAUUUAUAACAAGCUUAUCGCAAAAUCCAGCAUCUUUUUUGGAAGCUCCAUGGUAUGUGUAUACAUCACCUCGACUGCAUUUUUAAUAGGACCUAUAUUCAUGCCAGUUCCCUUCCCAUGCGACGCGGAAUAUCCAUUUCGCGUUAAUGAUACGCCAGUGUAUGUUAUCAUAUAUGUGCAACAGUCUAUCGUCAGCUAUCAGUGCGCUGCACAUAUGUGUCUAAGCAUGUUUGGAGCGCUUUUACUUUGGUUCACGGCGGCAAGAUUCGAGUGUCUGGCCAUUGAAAUGAGAGAAAUUACAAAUACUAGUAUGCUGAUUGUUUGCGUUAAAAAACAAUUACAUUUGAAGAGGUAUGCAGAAGAAGUAGUUGGUAUUUUUCGUUUUAUAGUACUUUAUGCUGUAGGAGUAAGCACGUUUAUUCUUACUUUAUGUGGCAUUAUCUUACUCAUGGACACUCCACUAAUUGUGAAAAUGCAAUUUAUAGUUGUAUCUUUCACUGUACUCACCGAAAUUUAUAUAUAUACGUGGCCAGCCGAUUAUAUGAAAGAUAUGAGUAUACAUAUUUCUUGGAGUGCAUACGAUAUGACGUGGUAUAAACAGACGUUGAAGAUGCAAAAGGACUUGCUGACCGUGCUGAUAUAUCAAAAACCAAUAACUCUCUCUGUCAAAUGCAUAAUACCGGAGCUUUCUUUACGUUAUUAUUGUUCGUAUUUAUCUAAUGUUUUCUCCAUCUUCACCGCUUUGCGCGUUGUGGUUGAAAAUGAUUCAGAAUAAACACUUUCUAUAUGAAUAUUAUUCUCAGAUACUGUAUGUAACGUGUAAUAAUAUGUAAUGGUGUGUGUUUCUUACGAAUAAAAUCACAAUACAAGGCUUUGUAAUAAUGUAUUAGAAAAUAAAAUCAAUUGUUACAUAAUAAUUGAAUAUCUAAAUUCUACAACAGUUGAAUUAUUCGGUGUGUAA